Cladophialophora carrionii CBS 160.54 is the source of this 1800-nucleotide messenger RNA. RefSeq lists its product as uncharacterized. NCBI's taxonomy places the organism in Eukaryota, Fungi, Ascomycota, Eurotiomycetes, Chaetothyriales, Herpotrichiellaceae. Gene Ontology annotation, molecular function: carboxy-lyase activity; pyridoxal phosphate binding. Gene Ontology annotation, biological process: carboxylic acid metabolic process. Bases 1 to 1800 code for a protein of 599 amino acids. The record is from RefSeq and is a predicted model, not a curated record. Gene Ontology annotation, cellular component: cytoplasm. The transcript has a single exon.
AUGGCAGACCGGCCAUUCGGAGACAGCAUCGACGCCCCAGAGUUGGAUACUACACCACGAAACGGUCAUGAUGUAGGCGCAUCGAACGGAACGAAGGCCAGCAGCCAUUCGAGCGAUUUCUUCUUUUCCAGGGCCGACGAACUGCAGAACCUCCUUGUCUCGGUCGUCGCGCGUCUCGUCCCUUUCGUCCAGCAAGCCGACCUGGAACGUAGAGCUCACCGGGACCACCAGCAAGUGCCGGCAUCGUGUCUCGUGGAAUCACACGCGCCGUCGGAUCUGCUGGCCAUUCUAGGCUCGAGUGGCGCCCUUUCCCUGUCCGACCACGGCACUGGUCAAGCUGGACUCGUCGAGACUCUAUCAACCAUAUUGAAAUAUAGCGUCAAUCCUUCGGCGCCGGGGUUCCUCGACAAGCUUUAUGCCGCACCUCUGCCACCGGGGAUUGUGGCGGAGCUGAUCCUCGCCGUGCUGAACACAAACCUGCACGUGUACCAAGUGUCGCCUGUCCUUUCGCUCAUCGAGACACACGUCACGACGACGCUCGCGCAUAUGUUCGGUUUCACAGGUCCACGGGCCGGUGGCAUCAACGUCCAAGGCGGCAGCGCGAGCAACAUGACCAGCAUCGUGGUUGCGCGGAACACGCUGUUCCCGGAAACGAAACGGCUGGGGAACCACGCGACAGGCCGACAGCUCGUGAUGUUCACGUCCGAGCAUGGACAUUACAGCAUCGAGAAAGCAGCGCAGCAAUGUGGCUUUGGCAGUGACAGCGUCGUGUCCGUCCCCGUCGAUCCGCUCACGGGAGAAAUGGACCCCCUGGCGCUCGAAGCACUGAUAGUCAGAGAAAAGAGCCACGGCAAGACACCCUUCUACGUCAACGCCACGGCCGGGACGACCGUGCUUGGCUCCUUUGACCCUUUUGCCCCGAUCGCGGAAGUCGCCAGGAGACACGGCCUGUGGAUGCACAUCGACGGUGCCUGGGGCGGCAGUUUCGUCUUCUCGGAUUCUCUACGCUCCCGGACGCUCAGAGGCUGCGACCUUGCCGACAGCAUUGCCAUCAAUCCGCACAAGAUGAUGGGCGUGCCGGUGACUUGCAGCUUCCUCUUGCUCAAGGACCUGAAACACGCGCACAUGGCCAACACCCUUCGAGCAGGCUACUUGUUCCACGACAAUGCCGGGGAUGAUGUGGAUUCUUCUGCAAAUACAGUGUCAGUCACGAACGGCGAGCAUCCCGACAAUGACGACGAUUGGACUCCACCGGACGAUCUUGCAGAUCUGACGCUCCAAUGCGGCCGACGAGGGGACAGCCUGAAACUGUUCCUGUCCUGGCAAUACUACGGCACGGCCGGAUACGCGAGCAAGGUCGAAAAUGCAUACUCGGUGGCAUGCUACACGGCAGACCUUGUGGACAAGCAUCCGAAUCUGCUGCUCGUAAGCACGAACCCCCCGCCGUGUCUGCAGAUAUGCUUCUACUUCGCACCGGGAAAGAGGAUGGUGCAUGCUCCGAGCGAUAUUCCGCGGAGGAAUGGCGGCAGCCACAACGAGGACCCGAAAAGCCAGGCCGCGAGGUUAGGCAAGCGCAACUCGGCGGUGACGAGCCGCAUCGCCCACGCUCUGAUCUCGAGAGGCUUCAUGGUGGAUUACGCGCCGGCCUUGAGCCAUGAAGUGGACAAAGGUGCCUUCUUUCGAGUCGUUGUCAACAUCUCCACCACCAGGGAGACGGUUGAAAGGCUGGUACAUGAGAUCGACCUCGCUGGGCGAUUGGCUGUACCUGGGGAUUCGGAGACCAUCCCGAACAGUGGUUGA